AUGUCAGAAGGGGCGGGCCCUGAAGAGCGCGCGGCUCGGAGCUACCGCGCCGCUGCCGAGGACGAGCUGCUAGCGGCAUUGAAACACGAGACAAUUGUCCGCACGAUAUCUUACAAGGAGGACACAGGUGGUCAGGACCCGCCGCGGAACUCUCCACCGUCGCUUGCCGCUGGCGCCUUCGGCAAAUACGCCAGUGCAAUUGCGGCCGAGCGGCACCUGAGCCCGGUGGCGGUAAUGGGGUCGGUGGGGGUGCCGGAUUCCCGCGAUGCGCUCCCCAGUGAGGAAGAGCUGGCACAGCGUUUGGCACAGCAGGCGGAGGCAGCGUACAGCGCUGAAAGGGCCUCUGGCGGGGGUUUGGUGGGUCGCAGCGGCAUUGCAUCCAAGCUGCAGAGCGCCGCGGACAAGUUUGCGCGCAUGGUGGCAUUGGAUAAGGCUCCCACAGAUUCAGGAGCGGCGGAUCCGCAUCCUGACUUUGCACGUCAAGUUGUGGCGGUGGAGGCGGACCGACACCAGGAAGGGACGGCGGCGGCGGAUGCGCGGUUGCAGCAGCCGCCGCGGCCGCAGUAG
This is a messenger RNA of Volvox carteri f. nagariensis, 567 nucleotides long. RefSeq lists its product as uncharacterized. Bases 1 to 567 code for a protein of 188 amino acids. The transcript has 5 exons. NCBI's taxonomy places the organism in Eukaryota, Viridiplantae, Chlorophyta, Chlorophyceae, Chlamydomonadales, Volvocaceae. The record is from RefSeq and is a predicted model, not a curated record.